ACCCGCUAGGCCUUCUCUCCCGCCCCCACUUCAUCGCCUCUCCCCUGUCUCUGUUUCCAAGGUUGUUCUCUUACAGCCUUUUUUCUGACUUUCUUUUCCCCUUGACCCCUUCCCCUCCACGGAUCCCCGCCCCCCAUACCCCGGGGCGAAGGGGGUGUGUCACGCUCCUUUCUAUUUACAGUGUCCCAGGGGAGGGGGUGCGUGGUGGAUUUUUUUUUUUUUUUCAUCUGCUGGGCCCAGAGUCACGAGGUGUCAUGUCUGUGAUUCGGUGUCGAAGCCUCCUCCCGCUUCCCUGCCUGUCCCCUGCGGCCGCAUCUCCUGUCCGCUUUUGUCUGCUCUCUGCCUCCAUUCCCGUCCUUUUCGCUCUCAUCUUUGGGCGCUUUGUGCAGCUGCCUUCUUUGUCUCCGCCUCUCCGGCGACUGGGCUCUCCCUUCCCUCCCUCUCCUCCCUCCCCCAGUGUCAAGAAGCCAUCGGCCUCAAGGGCAUCGAUAUUUCAGGGUCAUGAAGCUGGAAGCCAGCUGUGGCACAGCAACCUCAGAGGUCCCUAAGCCGGAAAAGAAGACUGCCCGAGAUGCAGAGCCAAGCUCUGAAACCCGGCCACAGGAGGUGGAGGCCGAGCCCAGGUCGGGAUCGGGGCCUGAGGCUGAGGCUGAGCCCCUGGGGGCUGAGUCAGGGCCUGAGGCCAAGGCCGAGUUGUCGGGGGCCGAUCUUGGGUCAGGAUCGGGGCCUGAGGCUGAGGCCGAGCCAUUGGACUUCGUGGUGGCCACGGAACGGGAGUUUGAGGAAGUGCUGGCCAUCUCGGGGGGCAUCUACGGUGGCCUGGACUACCUUCCUAGCCGCUACCACAGCUGGCUCCGGGACCCCGACCGCACGGUGGUGCUGGCCAAGCGCAACGGAGGCGUGAUCGCGCUGGAGUCGGUGAACGUGAUCGACGCCGGGGAGACGGCGCUGGUGGAGGGGCUGCGCGUGGCGCCCUGGGAGCGCGGGAAGGGCGUGGCCGGGCUGCUGCAGCGCUUCUGCUCGCAGCUGGUCAAGAGACAGCACCCGGGGGUCAAGGUAGCACGGCUCACCCGGGACGACCAGCUGGGCCCCCGGGAGCUGAAGAAAUACCGCCUAAUCACCAAGCAGGGCAUUCUUUUGGUCCGAUUCAACGCGUCCGCGCUGCUGGCCGGGCUGGGCGCGCGGCUGGCGGCGCUGCGGACCUCUGGCACCUUCUCGCCGCUGCCCACCGAGGCCGUGUCCGAGGCAGGCGGCGACGUGGCACGCCUCCUGCUGUCGCCCUCCGUGCAGCGCGACGUGCUUCCGGGCGGGACCAUCAUCCAGGACUGGCAGCCCUACCGGCCUAGCGAAAGCAACCUGCGCCUGCUGGCGGCCAAGGGCCUGGAGUGGCGCGUGGACAGCCGCGCGCGCCCGCGCGUGCUCACGCUGUGCACGCGCCCCUUCCCCAUCCCGCACGGAGGGGACGGCACUUGGCGCUAUCUCAACAUCGACGCCUUCGGUAGCGACGUCGCGCAGGUGCAGAGCCAGCUGCUGUGGCACCUGCAGCGCCAGGCCCCGCGCCUCGUCGGCCUCAACGUCAUGUGCCAGCUCUUCCUGGAGCCCCAGCUGUGGUCACAGCUGGCUGACUUCUGCCAGGUCGGGCUGGGGCUGGAGCUGGUGAAGGGUUAUACUGAACAGUACCUGCUGGAGGCCGACAUCUGAGGCCUCUCCUCUGGCGGGGAGGGGGAAAAAGACCCGCCCCCUUCCGCAGUUUCCCCAGCCAGCCUCUUUCCUGCCAUUUCCGACGCUGCGUCUCCUGGGAAGUCCCCUCUGACUCCUGCCCUCCUGCCCUUACUGGCGCAGGUCCCCCCACUCUGCCCCUUUUCCCCUUACUAUCUUGCCUCUAGCUCCCCCAAACACCAUUGCCCAUUCCCUGACCUGAACUUGCGGACUAUUAGGUGUGGGGUGGGGGUGGGGGCCUUGAGCUGCUGUUAUCCACCCUCUGUUUUUCCAAAGAACUGGUCCCCGCACAGGCUUCAGAGUCCUUCCUUCCCUCUCCAUCACCUCACCGGGGGCGUGAACUCCCCCUUUCCUGGCUUCUCCCUUCUGCCCCCUCGUGGGUGGAAGCACUCAGGAGUGUGUGGGAUGCCCAGCCUCGUUCCCGAGCGCAGCCGCCCAAUCCGCGUUUCUUUUCUUCCUUCUGCCCUUUCUAAAGCCCUAAAAACUGGUCCUGCACUGCCCUCCCCACCCCAAUCCCCUCCCCCUGCUCAAGCUUCUGGUGCCAGAGAUCAGUGCCCUCUCCCCACUUCUCUCUAGCCCCUCAUCCUCAUCCUCUCUGGAUCUCUACGACGCUUAACACCGCAGUGCCCAUUUUUCUGUCCCUGUUUUCCUUCCCAUCACCAGCCCAGUGUGCAAUCCAGAGAGAGAGAGUGAUACUGUAAAAUGAAAUGUAUUUAGAAUGCUCCCCCAUUUGGGUCCUUGUUCAUCUGGUGAUGCGCUUUCUGAGCCUGCCUCUCUCACUGGGGUUUCCUCCUGCUUUGCACAACGUUGCUAUUUCGCAGGCUCCCCCGUGCCCCAGCUCACCCGAGCGGUGGGGGGGAGGGUGGUGGUGGGGGUGUGUGUGUGGUGUGGUUCUAGCUGGAGAGUUUGGUACAGUGGAGGGCAGGUCCCUCAGCCUGGCAUAGGGGCUGUCUCCUGAUUCCAACCAGGCCGCCUUCUAGUGCAACUGGAAUUCCCACCUCCUGGUAUUUCUGGACACCACUCCCUUUCUCUGGAUCAUUUUUGCUUUUAGAACUUUGAGAGUCUUCUAUUUAAUUGCAAGUAGUAACAGCUGCAUCUGCACAGCGCUGUCUCCAAUACUGGUUCCCCACAUCAAAGGCAGAGGGAGAAAACAGAAGGCUGGGAAAGAUCAAAGUGACUUCUAAGUCAUUCAAAGUAGCUAGGAGCCUCCCAGGGAAUAGAACCCGGGUGUCCCAAGCCUAGAGCAUGACCUAGAACUUCACUCUGUGGGAUGAUGUUAGCUUCAGCUUCUUGUUGGGCAAUGCAUAGGUGCUAGGAGAAUGUUGACAGUGAGUUCGGGGUUCGCUGGGGAUGGGAUCCGAGAUGUGGGCAGAGGUGGACACCAGCAGGUGGAAGAAUGUGGACAAGGUGGGGGGUGGGGGCAGCCGCCGCUUCGCCACUUUCCGCAGCUCUGGUUUUGCUACUGUGCUGCUCUCCUUGGGUGCAUCCUGUGCCUGGCCACGCUGCCACCCUCCUUGUCACGGUGACCACGAUUGUAUGACAAUAAAAUGGACCUUUUGGCCACCCUCUGUGUCUGUUUCACUUCCCAAUGGGGAGAAAUGAGACACAUUAUCUUCCCCUUUCCCCAGCAGCCUGUAUCAGAGAGGAUCUCUAAGCCCUGUGGCAAUGGGGCUAAUGACUUCCCGGGGAGAGGGGGGAGGUGGAGAGGGGUUCUGAGGAGGGCUGCUGGCUGUGCGCCCCUACCCCACCCCUGCCAAGCGGAGGAAAGAAGCCGCUGCUCAGGAUCGAGGUGGGCAGCAGCACGGCCUCCUGACUCGCCCUGGGCCUCGCUUUUCCCUGGACCUGGGAGUCGGCUGCUACCCAGUUCUGUGAGUUCUUCUCCCAAGUCCCACUUGGCAUCCAAGACCAGCUUCCAUCAGCCAGGAUCCAGGCAUCUAACCCCCAGUUCCAGACUUGCCCGUGGCCAGCCGGGAUCGCUUUCCCCUUUUCUAGGUGGGCAACCGGUGAUGGGUGGAGAAGGUGGAGAGAGCCUGGGCACCGCCCCCGCGGAGCCAGCUCUGGAUCGGCGGAGACUGCGAUCCCCCAAAGUAACACACGGGGGCGCCAGGACGUGCGCGGACGCGGGCAAGGCAGCACAAGAGCUGAUGGGCUUUCUUCUGGGAAAGUCGAGCCACUGAUGGAAGCGAGAAGCCACUGCUGGUUAUAGAGAGAAAGCACGU
This is a messenger RNA of Gorilla gorilla gorilla (western lowland gorilla), 3938 nucleotides long. RefSeq names its product N-acetyltransferase 16 (putative) (gene NAT16). The coding region runs from base 502 to 1701 and encodes 399 amino acids. Gene Ontology annotation, molecular function: acyltransferase activity, transferring groups other than amino-acyl groups. Lineage: Eukaryota; Metazoa; Chordata; Mammalia; Primates; Hominidae. The record is from RefSeq and is a predicted model, not a curated record. The transcript has 5 exons.